GUACUCCAACUUGCAUACCACAUUUUGUGUUGUUUGUGAUCAUGUGGGGAAAAAGGUCAUGCGACGGGGAUGGAGCUAAUUUGUGCAACAAAGCACAAUAACGACCAACCAACAAUGCCUCUUCAAUUACUCGCUAUCCAACUCCAGCAAUACUUAACAGAUCAAUUAAAAGCAAAUCGCAAGGUGUUGUUUGCUGGAGAAAUUGUCUUGAGAGAAAAAGCAAUAAUUGUAAAGGCAGCAUGAUUCUGAAAAAAGUACAUUUCCAUAAUCUGAUCAACAACAGAAACUUGCUAUAAUGGGUGUGGAAGUGGAAAGAGAGAGUUAUGACAGAGAUUGGAGUGUAAUGUUCAAUAAAAACAUAACACAUCAAUAAAGCAUUCUUGCUUUU
Rubroshorea leprosula is the source of this 388-nucleotide messenger RNA. NCBI's taxonomy places the organism in Eukaryota, Viridiplantae, Streptophyta, Magnoliopsida, Malvales, Dipterocarpaceae. The record is from the annotation of a GenBank genome assembly.